Emiliania huxleyi CCMP1516 is the source of this 824-nucleotide messenger RNA. RefSeq lists its product as hypothetical. Gene Ontology annotation, biological process: 2-oxobutyrate biosynthetic process; dephosphorylation. The transcript is spliced from 6 exons. The annotation marks the transcript as partial. Lineage: Eukaryota; Haptophyta; Isochrysidales; Noelaerhabdaceae. Gene Ontology annotation, molecular function: pyridoxal phosphate binding. The record is from RefSeq and is a predicted model, not a curated record.
CGGAUAUCCCCACAGUCCCUCCACGGCUUUGUUGUGCUGCUUUGAAGCUGGACCUGCCAUGAAGUUCGUGUCCGUGCUCGGCGGCGCCGAGCCCGCCUCCUUCUCUGAGGCGGUGCUCAAUGGCUGGGCGCCCGACGGCGGCAUGUACUGGCCGGCGGCUGUCGAACCGGUCUCGCCGAGGACACUCUCUGCGUGGGAAUCGCUGUCCUACCCGCGGCUGUGUGAGGAGGUGCUCAAGCGCUUCAUCGCUGCCGACGACCCCGACGUCACUCCGCUCGACCUGGCCGGCAUUGUCUCGGCCGCGUUUUCCUCGUUUGGCGACGCGGAGGUGGUCUCGCUCCGGCCGCUCUCGGACGAGCUGCACGUGGCCGAACUGUGGCACGGCCCGACGCUCGCCUUCAAGGACCUCGGCAUGUCCGUCCUCGGGCGCACGCUCAGCCACCUGCUGCGGCGGCGGCGCCAGCGGCUCACGCUGCUGGUGGGCACCUCCGGCGACACCGGCUCGUCGGCGAUGGAGGCGGUGCGCGGCCUCGAGGGGAUCGAGAUCCUCGUGCUCUACCCGCUGCAGGGGUGCUCGUCCAUCUCGCCCGUGCAGGAGCUGCAGAUGACGUCUGUCGCCCGGGCAGCGAGCAACGUGCACCUGAUCGGCGUGGAGGGGAGCAGCGACGACCUCGACGUGCCGCUCGAGCGCGCCUUUCGCGACGCCGCGUUCAAGCGGGCCCACAGGCUCGGCUCGGUCAACUCGGUCAACGUCGUGCGGCUUCUCGUGCAGGUGGUGCACUACUUCUACGCCUACCUCCGCCUGCCGGAGGGCGACCUCCGCC